Molecule: messenger RNA, 2298 nt
Organism: Rhodamnia argentea
Lineage: Eukaryota; Viridiplantae; Streptophyta; Magnoliopsida; Myrtales; Myrtaceae
Product: pyruvate kinase isozyme G, chloroplastic
Exons: 13
Coding region: 155-1876 (573 amino acids)
Biological process (GO): glycolytic process
Cellular component (GO): chloroplast stroma; cytoplasm
Molecular function (GO): magnesium ion binding; potassium ion binding; pyruvate kinase activity
Source: RefSeq, a predicted model, not a curated record
GCGCUCUCGUAAUAUACCCCCACGUAGCCUAAAAGCCCCACUUCCCCCCCUCUCUCUCCUCUCUCUCUGCAGCUUCCGCCUGCUCUGUUCUCCUCAGGAGCUCCGCAUUUCUUUCUCUCUCUCUCUCUCUCUCUCUCUCUCCGACGCGCGGGCGAUGGCGACGGUCAACCUCCCUUCGAGAAUGUCGCUUCCGAGCCCCGAGGCCUCACGAGCCUCCGAUCGUCUCUCCUCCGCCCGCAAUCUGUGCGACCUCCUCCUGGAGCCGAGAGGCCGAACCAGGCGGUCUAGCAGGAGGCAGAGCCUCGCCGUCAGAUCGAUCAAGAUCGCUCCGGAGAACCCGAAGCGUCCCCUCGCCUUGCAGAACGGGCCUCUGACCGUCGAUACGUCAAACUCUCCUUUUGAGGUACAAUCCGAUGAUUAUGAAGUAAGCAAUGCUAGAGUAACUGUGAAUGGAUUGAGAAAGACGAAGAUAGUCUGUACCAUUGGUCCAUCCACCAGCAGUCGUGAAAUGAUAUGGAAACUUGCGGAAAGUGGAAUGAAUGUGGCCCGUCUUAAUAUGUCACAUGGUGAUCAUGCCUCACAUCAGAAAACUAUAGACCUGGUGAAAGAAUACAAUGCUCAAUUUCAAGACAAGGUGGUUGCCAUAAUGUUGGACACCAAGGGGCCUGAAGUGAGAAGUGGCGAUGUACCUCAGCCGAUAAUGCUUGAAGAAGGACAAGAAUUUAAUUUUACCAUCAAACGAGGAGUCUGCACAGAGGAUACUGUUAGUGUUAAUUAUGAUGACUUCAUUAAUGAUGUUGAAGAAGGAGACAUACUGUUGGUAGAUGGUGGAAUGAUGUCAUUGGCUGUUAAGUCAAAGACAAAGGAUUUAGUAAAAUGUGUCGUGGUCGAUGGUGGAGAAUUAAAGUCAAGGCGUCACUUGAAUGUGCGUGGCAAAAGUGCCACUCUUCCUUCGAUAACAGAUAAAGACUGGGAAGAUAUUAAGUUUGGGGUGGACAACCAAGUUGAUUUUUAUGCUGUCUCAUUUGUUAAGGAUGCUAAGGUGGUCCAUGAGCUGAAAGAGUAUCUCCAAAGUUGCAAUGCAGACAUUCAUGUGAUUGUAAAAAUUGAAAGUGCCGAUUCUAUCCCGAAUCUCCAUUCGAUUAUUUCCGCUUCUGAUGGGGCAAUGGUUGCACGCGGAGACCUUGGAGCUGAACUUCCAAUUGAAGAAGUUCCUCUAUUGCAGGAAGACAUCAUCAGAAGGUGUCACAGUAUGCAGAAACCUGUAAUUGUUGCUACAAACAUGCUAGAAAGCAUGAUUGAUCACCCUACACCGACAAGGGCAGAGGUUUCUGAUAUUGCAAUUGCAGUACGUGAGGGUGCUGAUGCAGUAAUGCUUUCUGGAGAGACUGCCCAUGGAAAGUACCCAUUGAAAGCUGUUAAGGUGAUGCACACUGUAGCUUUGAGAACUGAAUCAAGUUUUAAGACAUCCACCAUACCUCCAGUUCAGUUAGGUGCCUUUAAGAGUCACAUGGGCGACAUGUUUGCUUUCCAUGCCACUACUAUGGCCAAUACCCUUAAUACGCCAAUCAUUGUAUUUACAAGAACUGGAUCCAUGGCUAUUCUUCUGAGCCAUUAUCAGCCUUCGUCAACCAUCUUUGCCUUCACAAAUGAAGAGAGGAUCAAGCAGAGGUUAGCACUUUAUCGUGGUGUCAGGCCUAUAUAUAUGCAGUUCUCUGAUGAUGCAGAAGAGACCUUCUCUCGAGCUCUCAAGUUAUUAGUGAACAACGGCAUGCUGAAGGAAGGGGAGCACGUCACUCUUGUUCAAAGUGGUGCACAACCAAUAUGGCGCCGAGAAUCUACUCACCACAUCCAAGUUCGUAAGGUCCAAGGAUGAUUUUGCACUUUAAAGUAGCUCACAUGUAGAUUAUUUUGAUCACUGGAUUGCUUUGAUGGGGGCAAAAAAGGCAAGGUUGCUUUAGAAAUGGCCAUUGAAAGUCAAACUCUUCGCACUUUAGUGGGAGUUAACAAGAAGAAGGUCAAUUGGCCGCUCCUGACUUAUUCUGCAGCUGGUCCUGCAUGAUCUGUUUUGGCAUGUCAUGGCAGAUGAGCUCAGAGCCAAUCUGAACCUUUUUAGGUUCGUCUCUUCUUUUGUUUUUGCUUUGCAGAGAGUGUUUCAACUUGCAACAUAUUUUGGCUUGUCAUGAACAUGAGCCUGCUUGAAAUUGGACUUAGUACUGAAAUCGUACAUGUAGAGAAGAGGCAAGUUCAUUCAUUUGGGAGAGACCUCCAGCUUUAAUGCAAUAAUACAUUCACAAA